This is a messenger RNA of Aspergillus oryzae RIB40, 660 nucleotides long. RefSeq lists its product as uncharacterized. The record is from RefSeq and is a predicted model, not a curated record. NCBI's taxonomy places the organism in Eukaryota, Fungi, Ascomycota, Eurotiomycetes, Eurotiales, Aspergillaceae. The coding region runs from base 1 to 660 and encodes 219 amino acids. The transcript is spliced from 6 exons.
AUGGAAAGUUAUCGUGAUAAACCUAUCCUUGCCAAUCGCAUGAUGCGCGUCAUCUGCAUCGGUGCAGGGCCGUCAGGACUAUAUUUAGCAUAUAGGCUUGAGACAUCAUUUACAGGCUAUAUGCUAGAAGUGUAUGAAAAGAAUGAAUAUAUCGGAGGAACAUGGUUCGAGAAUCGAUAUCCCGGAUGCACCUGCGAUGUCCCAUCAAGAAAGUACCCAUGGAACAGGCAUAUUUGCAACCAUCGGGUGGUGGGCGCUAAUUGGGACGAUGUAAGCUCACAGUGGAAGCUCCGAGUCGAAGAUCCCAAGAAGGAAGUGUUUGAGAGAAGGUGUGAUUUCCUAAUAGAUGGCACUGGCUAUUUAAACUCCUGGCGUUGGCUUUCUAUAUCAGGUCUUGGGUCGUUCAAUAGAAGGCUGCUCCAUACCGCGAACUGGGAUGGAUCUUUUGCCGUUAACUGGAAAGCGGGUCGGGUUGAUUGGGAAUGGUUUGCUAGGUCUUCCGGUAUACAAUUGCUUCCUGAGCUUCAAAGGACUGCAGGACAUGGCAUAGCCUUCAUGCGCAGACCAACCUGGGUGAUUCCAGAGAUGAGAUACAAACAACGCAGAUACACAGACGAAGAAAAGCAGACGCUUCGAGACAAUCUCAGGAAACUGCUCUAG